Helobdella robusta is the source of this 465-nucleotide messenger RNA. RefSeq lists its product as hypothetical. The transcript has 6 exons. Gene Ontology annotation, molecular function: fucose binding; racemase and epimerase activity, acting on carbohydrates and derivatives. The coding region runs from base 1 to 465 and encodes 154 amino acids. Gene Ontology annotation, biological process: fucose metabolic process. NCBI's taxonomy places the organism in Eukaryota, Metazoa, Annelida, Clitellata, Rhynchobdellida, Glossiphoniidae. The record is from RefSeq and is a predicted model, not a curated record.
AUGCCUUUAAACGGAAUUCCGUUCAUUAUUUCUCCGGAUCUCCUACAUACUCUAUCCAGUGCUGGCCAUGGGGACGAGAUUGUGUUGGCCGAUGCCCAUUUUCCAACUUCGUCUGUUUGCAGAGGUGGCUGUAAAGAAAUCAGAGCAGAUGGUUGUCAUAACAUUCCAGAUUUACUUGAUGCCAUUUUGAAGUUGUAUCCACUUGAUCCAUAUGUUCCACAUCCAGCAACAGUUAUGAGAGUUGUACCUAAUGAUCCACUGUUAAUGUCUGGUCAGGAUCCACCAAUAUGGCAGAGGUACAUUGAAAUCAUCAAGAAGUACUAUGCAUCUGAUGACGUUGGUCAUUUGGACAGAUUUGAUUUUUAUGACCAGGCUAGAAAGUCUUUUGCUGUCGUAGCAACAGGUGAGGUAGCUCAAUAUGGAAACAUCAUAAUCAAGAAAGGAAUUGUCAAGCUCGAAUCAUGA